Messenger RNA from Scatophagus argus, 3260 nucleotides. RefSeq names its product moesin-like. Lineage: Eukaryota; Metazoa; Chordata; Actinopteri; Scatophagidae. The coding region runs from base 1086 to 2948 and encodes 620 amino acids. The transcript has 15 exons. Gene Ontology annotation, molecular function: actin binding; cell adhesion molecule binding. Gene Ontology annotation, biological process: regulation of organelle assembly; positive regulation of protein localization to early endosome; regulation of cell shape. The record is from RefSeq and is a predicted model, not a curated record. Gene Ontology annotation, cellular component: plasma membrane; microvillus; apical part of cell.
UAUGUUCAAAACCAUGUUCAAAUUCAAAACAUUCAAGAGCUUAAAAUAUUCUAAAACAGUCCAAAGUAGGCUAAAAGUAGGCCUACUUCCGAUGUAGAAUAGCUCUUGUCAGCGCUAUAUAAUAUUAAUACAUUAUUGUAUUAUUAUUAUUAUUACAGACGUUUUGAGCAGCAUUUUAAGCUCGAGGUGGAGCCAACUGAAGCUAUUUCACACAGCUCACUAUUAAGCAGGUUAUUCUAAAGUAGAGUAUUGAAUGAUAUCUGAUUUAUUCAGAAUAUUAAUCUGUAAAGCUAAAGGGAAUACUUUUUUAAAAUUAACAAUGUACUCUGAAAAUUGUAAUAUGUUUAUAUCUGAAAUGCAGUGAAGUAGAAGUAACAUAAAAUCGACCCAAGUAACUUGUAACAUACAAGUACUUAAGAUAAGAGAUAAGAUGAGACUUUACUGAUUUUAUUAAGUGUCCUACAGUACUUGAAUAAAUGUACUUAUUUAUGUUCCGCCACUGUAUAGAGGACAUGUCCACAGUAUUUUUGAGGGGCAGUUUGGAGAUGUGAAAAUAAUUAUCAUUUCAUGAUUUAAAAUGACUACUUUUAGACUUGGUGCUUUUGAGAGUUAUGGGAUACAUAAGUGAAUAAACAUACUGAUUUAGUGAUUGCUCUCAUGAGGAUUUAUUUGGCUGGCUAUGGUCCCGUCAGCCCCCACAAACACAACACACCACCACACCAACCCCCUAAAUCACUGAAUGCCAUAACAACAUAUGCUUAAAAAAAAAAAACUGGAAAGAUUAUUAGAUUAGUAGAAUAUACUGGUGCCCUCACUGCUGCUGGCACAUUCGGUGCUGCUGAAUUACUGUUGAUUUGUGUCUCACUAUAAAUAGAUUUGGGAGACAAAGAGCCUGGGUCCUAGAUGAGUGAUACACAGUCAAAACCUAAUUAAUAAAAGAAAACUUCACAGAAGAUGAAGGUUGCCUCUCUACAACAAGUGGGCCCCGGGCUGCCAUUGGAUUAGGCAGAGAGAAGUACUUGGGAACAAUACAAUGGUCUAUUCUCAUUCAGUAUAAUCCUUGUAGGUAUUGCAAGCAGUUUCAUAUGACUCCACAGAGAAAAGGCUACUACAAGCACCUCUCUGAAGAAGUGUUUCGGUUACAGAUUAAAAAACCGCAAAUGUCAACUUCCCCACCAACCUCUUGCGAUUGGAUGCUCCUGGUUGAACAGAAGAAUAUAAAUGUCCGCGUUACAAGCAUGGAUGCUGAGCUGGAGUUUGCUAUCCUGCCCAGCACAACUGGCAAACAGCUUUUUGACCAGAUAGUGAAGACAAUUGGGCUGCGAGAAACCUGGUUCUUUGGCCUCCAGUACCAGGACAGCAAGGGAUUCUCCACCUGGCUGAAGUUGAACAAGAGGGUGACAGCUCAAGAUGUGAAGAGGGACAACCCUCUGUUGAUCAAGUUCAGGGCCAAGUUUUACCCUGAGGAUGUCGCAGAAGAACUGAUCCAGGAGGCAACACAGCGCCUCUUCUUUCUACAGGUAAAAGAGAGCAUCAUAAAUGAUGACAUAUACUGCCCACCUGAGACUGCGGUGCUCUUGGCCUCUUAUGCUGUUCAGGUCAAACACGGGGACUACAGGAAAGACUAUCACGUACCCGGAUACCUAGCAAGGGAUAAGCUGCUGCCACAUAGGGUUCUGGAGCAGCACAAGCUGAAUAAGAAUCAGUGGGAGGAAAGAAUCCAGGUGUGGCAUCAGGAGCACAAGGGAAUGCUGAGAGAAGAUGCCAUGGUGGAGUACCUGAAGAUAGCCCAGGAUCUCGAGAUGUAUGGGGUCAACUACUUUAACAUCAAGAACAAAAAAGGAUCAGAGCUCUGGCUGGGAGUGGACGCACUGGGGCUGAACAUCUAUGACAAAAAUGACAGGAUGACUCCAAAGAUUGGCUUCCCCUGGAGUGAGAUCAGAAAUAUUUCCUUCAAUGAUAAGAAGUUUGUCAUCAAACCAAUCGACAAGAAAGCCCCGGACUUUGUUUUCUACGUACCUCGUCUUCGCAUCAACAAGCGUAUCCUGGCCUUGUGUAUGGGCAAUCAUGACCUGUACAUGCGCAGACGUAAGCCCGACACCAUUGAGGUGCAGCAGAUGAAGGCCCAGGCCAGGGAGGAGAAGAACAAGAGGCAGAUGGAGAGGGCUCUGCUCGAAAGUGAGAAAAAAAAGCGAGAAAAUGCUGAGAAGGAAACAGAGAAGAUUGCUCGUGAGACCAUGGAGCUGAUGGAGAGAUUGAGACAGAUUGAAGAGCAGACAAAGAGAGCACAAGAUGAGCUGGAGGAGCAGACUCGCAGGGCUCUUGAGUUAGAGAAGGAGAGGACAAUAGCCCAAGAGGAGGCUGAGCGCCUGGACAGGGAACGCAGAACUGCAGUGGAGGCUAAAGCAGCCCUGCUGUACCAUUCUGAAACCCAGAUCAAGAACCAGGAAAGCCUGGCCUCUGAGCUGGCAGAGCUUACCUCUAAGAUCUCACAGCUGGAAGACGCCAAGAAGAAAAAAGACGAGGAGGCAAAGAGAUGGCAGAAAAGGGCAAUCGUAGUAGAAGCUGAUCUGGAGCGAACCAAAGAAGAGCUGAAGACUAAACUCAUGGGUGUCCACAUCCAGGAUUCGGUCCACACUCAUAUGCAUGAGCACGACGAGACGGAUGAGAGCAGCGCAGAAGCGAGCGCUGAGCUGACUUCUCCAGGCAUGGUCCGAGAUCGCAGCGAGGAGGAAAGAGUAACAGAGGCCCAGAAGAACCAGAGGCUGCAGAAAAACCUCAAGUUCCUGAGCACUGAGCUGGCUGGAGCUGUAGAUGAGAGCAAAAAGACCCCCAAUGACCUGAUCCACGCUGAGAAUGUGAAGGCAGGCCGUGACAAAUACAAGACCCUACGUCAGAUUCGUCAGGGCAACACCAAACAACGCAUCGAUGAAUUUGAGUCCAUGUGAGAGAGGCUGCUGUGGAUUCACUCAGAGUGAAGACAAGAUAAGAAUAGAUGACAAAAUCAGACGCACUGAGAGAUUAUAAAAGAGUAGGUGGAGAGUACAGGAUAGGUAGAAAUUAGCCUGACAUAACAGAGUGAAUAUGAUGGUAAAUUAUAUUGUUACUGUGCUUCGAUGCCUUUAAGGUCCAUGAUUUUAAUGCCAUUUCAUCUGGAAAUAAGUCAGUGCAGAAAAGUACAUUUUUAAUUUCAUUGGAAGAAAAAAAAAACACAUUAACUGUCCACUUCUGUGUUGUGAGACAAAUAUGUAUGUCUUUCA